UAGGUAGAUGUAGAUACACAAGUGAAACAAAUCCGAUUUUCUAUAAUGAUCACAGGAGAGCAGCUUUGGAGGGAUGAGAUGCAAACUCACUUCCUACAGUCUUCUGCAGCGUGACGAGCGGCCGGCCAGUUUUCACCCGUUUAGCCGACACGUUUCAGAGGAAAUCAGCAGAAACUCCUAAUCGCGCGUUAAUCGCCGCAAACCGGAGCACGCUCGAAUGCAGUUUGACGUUUUGCUGAAGACUGCAGAUGAAGUUUCAGAUAUUCUCAGUCUGCGAUAACAGGAAACGAGAGAAAGAGCGCCACUGACACAGAACUGAAACCUUGAUGAAGGUAAGACUCCUUGUCGUGUGGCAAGAUUUACUUUACUAAAACAAAAACUCCGGACAUGCCUGGCUAAUUCAUCUGAAAACCUAGACGGCCCUUAUUAGAGCUCUCCCGGGCUCAUCUGCGGCUUCCACCUCACCAUGUUCCCUGGCUGUGGUGUGUGAAUUGAGGCGAUGGAGAGCCCGUCCUCCACGGUGAGGCGGCGAGCCUGGAUCAACAGCAGCCGACAGUGGCCCACUCUGGAGGAGCCCGAAGGUCCGCUGUGCAGCCUCCCAUCUGCCUCCAUAGCAGACGAUGAUGUCUUCUCUGAUGGAUGCUUCACUGGAAAGAUUGAGAACUGGCUUCUCGGUUGUGGGUCAAAUCCCUGCUCAGAGAACAGCGGCCAGCUGAGUUUCGAGUCUGUGCUGCAAGCCGGCAACUUAACGGAUGACCUGAGUCUCGGUGCUGACGCGUCUGUGUUAAGUGAAGGCGAGGUUACAUGUGAAGUUGGCCUGCCACCACGUCCUCCCUUCAGACGACAGAACAGCCAACCCACAAGCAGCACCCCUCGCCGAGGACUAUGUCUGCCGUCACUCAACUUGGGCCACAGCAUGGCCUCCAGCUGCCUCUCCUCCUCCACCUGGAAAACUACAUCAAGUGUAUCAGAGGUGCUGCAGCUGUGUUCAGAGGACGCAGAGGAGACUCUGUAUGAGCUGGGUUUUGGCUGCGAGGAGCCUCAGGUCACUGUGCGCAUUCCCCCUCGCUUCUUCACCUUUCCUUCUCAGGCUCAGGGCAUCAACUUCCGCCUCUUUCUGGACUCGCAGCUACGGCGAAUUCGAGAGGAGGACCCCAGCCUCUCUCUUGCUAGUCGAUUCAGACAAGUGCAAGUGCUCACAGCCAUGGCCAACGCUUUCUAUUCCCUUUACUCCCAUGUGUCCCGCACUCCGCUCCAGAAACUGGCCACACCAGAGUUCACAUUCUCCUCCUCUCCCGCGCAGAGGAUCGAACGGUUCAGGAGCAGCGUUCGCAGCGAGCCGCGCUCGCCGGUGGAGAGGCUGAAGGACACGGUCAACAAGAUGUGCCUCUACACGGGCUCCCCCCGUGGCUCAGACUCAACCUCUCCACAGCCCUCGCCCAGGAAAAGGUCCAGCCUCCCUGAUGUUGUGGAUGUGAUCUUGAAAGCCAAGGGCGGGGCUUCCAAGAAACUGGAACUGGAGCUGUGUGAUAGGAGUAAUUCAGCUUCAGAUCUUCGGCUGCUGAUCAUAGGCAAUCGGAGGGACGAGCAAACACGGCAGGUCACGGUGGACCCGGAAACUCUUCAGGGUGGAAAUGAAACCUGUCAUAAGGAGAUGCAGGACAAUGAACAAACAAAUAACGCAGAUAGUGAUGAAAACUGCGUGAAACGCACAGACCUUGACAGAAUGACGCACGACGCAAGAACAUCUUUAACGUCAUCGUUAUCGGGAGAAACUGUGAUAGAAACAGGACAUCCGUUACUUUCAUGUCAGCCCGAGGUGGACUCAUGCUUCACUCAAAGUGACACAAAGAUCGUUGAGCAAAAGCCUGUCGCCAAGGUUACUUAUGAUCUAAUCUGCCCGCAGAUAGUUGAAUGUGUACACAAGGUGCCUUUCUGCUGUAAAAACACGCACAGUCCCAACACUUCGCCUCAUAUCUCCUCCAAGGGUGAAAGCACAGAUAGAGCUUGUCCCCGUCCACAAGGACCCAUCUCUGAGACUAAUAAGGACUCACACGGCGACGACCUUGCCUCUUCAGGGGACGCCACACACGUGGAUGCAUCCAGAUUACUUCCUGUCCUGGAGCCCAGUGGCGGCUACGCUCAUUACUCCAUCACCGUGACCGGCUGGGAUGGGGACGAUGCGUCGUCGUGUCCCUUGAACACAUCAGCGUCCAGUCACGCCUCUCCUGUCCCACCCGCCCACACGCGACAUGAGGAGUCGUUUAAUGUGGGGAAGCGACAGUACCUGAACCCUCUGACACACCAGGGCCCGGGCCACUCCCCCGGUAACCUUCAGCAGGUUAACUCCUUUGAGCUGGAGGAGGUGCAUAGUGCAGGAGAGGAGGAUUUUGGGCAAUCGGAAGCUACAACAAGAGCAACAUCACCGUUAUCCAAAAAACUUCAGUACAAAGGUGAAGUGGUCCGAGGCGACAGCAUGCAGUCCGACAGCAGCGGCUACGCGGAGGAAGAACUCAGCCCCUCGUUGGACAGAUACAGCAGAUGACAGAAACUCCAUGGCAACAACAUGUAAAGCAGCAUCUUUCAUCUGUGAAUGUUUAAUGCCCUGGAUAUUUGCAUAUCUAAACAUCCGAAUUAGGACUUUAUUUCAAACAGUCUCAAAACCUUAAAAUGUCAUACUAAUGAGAGGCUCUACACUGAAGGAUAUUCUCUUCAAAUAACUUGUUCUGAACAAAGCAUUAAGUAUUUUCCCAUUGCUCACACUGAACACAGACCAUUGUAAAUAAAAGCAGUUCUUGAUGAA
This is a messenger RNA of Mugil cephalus (flathead mullet), 2803 nucleotides long. RefSeq names its product thymocyte expressed, positive selection associated 1 (gene tespa1). The transcript is spliced from 13 exons. NCBI's taxonomy places the organism in Eukaryota, Metazoa, Chordata, Actinopteri, Mugiliformes, Mugilidae. The record is from RefSeq and is a predicted model, not a curated record. The coding region runs from base 500 to 2545 and encodes 681 amino acids. Gene Ontology annotation, molecular function: signaling receptor binding.